UGUUAUAUAUACGACAGAUAGGUGAUGGCUUUACCUCCUAGGAAAACUGGAAAGUUGAUAGCUUCACAUUGUGAAGAUGUAUUUAUUGAUGAUCAAAAAGUAGCAGAGACGGCUAAAGUGCUUAUGCAGGCAUUCAAACAAAAUGAUUUUUCUUUGAAAGGUUGGAAAAAUCAUGUUUUGCAUCCAAAGGUAGCUGAUGAAAAAGCAAUUGAUAUAAUAUUCGCAAUUGAUGUUCUCAACUUCUCAUUUUGGCCUGAUAUUCCUGGAAAGAAAUAUGCUGUUAAGUAUGGAGGGAAGCUGUGGACGGGGUAUUGGUCUUUAGUGGCAGCAUUAAAACGUGCCGAAGAUGAAGGCAAACCUGUUUAUGAUUCCGAAUUCAUGGCUGAAGUUGAAAAAAGAGAAUUUUCUGAUAUAUUCAGAUCAGACACAGAAAUUGAAAUACCAUUGUUGGACAAAAGAUUUGAAGGGUUCAAGGAAAGUGGGAGAAUAUUGUUAGAGAAAUUUAAUGGUUCUUUCAUCAACUGCAUUAGGCAAUGUGAAAGAGAUGCUGUCACUUUGAUGAAUCUCGUAGUAGAGAAUUUUCCAAGUUUUCGAGAUGAAUCUGUAUUUCAAAAUCAGAGAGUUGCAUUCUAUAAAAGAGCUCAGAUUUUAGUAGCUGAUAUUUGGUGUUGCUUUGAAGGAAAAGGUCUGGGAGAAUUCACAAAUAUUGAUGAAAUCACAAUGUUCGCAGAUUACAGAGUACCUCAAAGCCUAGAGUACUUUGAAAUUUUAAAAUAUUCAGAAGAAUUAAAGAAGGCUCUUUCACAAAGAAUCGUUUUCCCACCAGGACAUAGGUUUGAAUUGGAAAUUCGUGGUUCAUCAAUAGAAGCAAUUGAAAGAUUAACAUCUCAAGUGAGAAAAUUAUUGGCAGAUGAUGACAUUAAAGAGAGCAAACUAUCUGGUGUCAAUUCUAUUACUGUUGACAAUUUUCUUUGGGAUUAUGCCCGUGAGCAUCGCGAAAAAAUUAAUCAUUUGCCUUUUCAUCUUGUUAGAACAAUAUUUUACUGAUGAAUUGUAGGAAUGGAUUUCCAUCUCAAUUUCAUCAAGACUGGCAUGAAGAAGUGUUCUUUCACUCGUAUUACACAAGUUUUUUAGCCAAUCUCUGUGAAAUUAUACCUUUUAUGUGCCAAAUAACAGGUUCUGUGCACCCUCUGUUAGAA
This is a messenger RNA of Styela clava, 1199 nucleotides long. RefSeq names its product queuosine 5'-phosphate N-glycosylase/hydrolase-like. NCBI's taxonomy places the organism in Eukaryota, Metazoa, Chordata, Ascidiacea, Stolidobranchia, Styelidae. The record is from RefSeq and is a predicted model, not a curated record.